CUUACAAUCCACCAACGCUAGAGUCACAUGACAGCUGGCACACAGUUCAGCGGCUUGGGGGAGGUGGUGGUGUAUGUCACAUGACCGAGGCAGCAGGAGUGAGGGAGGAUUUUCACAGGGAUCACAGUAACAUACAUACACACACUGUGGAAACGGGCUGAAAUGAGUUUCCUUGGAGGUUUGUUUGGUCCAGUGUGUGAAAUCGAUGUUGUUCUCAAUGAUGCCGAGACAAGGAAGACGGCAGAAAUAAAGACAGAAGAUGGCAAAGUAGAAAAACACUUCCUGUUCUACGAUGGGGAGUCUGUUUCAGGGAAGGUAAAUCUCACUGUUAAACAGACGGGAAAGAGACUAGAGCACCAAGGGAUUCGGAUUGAAUUUGUGGGGCAGAUUGAGCUGUUCAGUGACAAGAGCAACACCCAUGAGUUUGUGAACCUGGUGAAGGAGCUGGCCCUGCCAGGAGAGCUGACCCAGAACAGGAGCUAUGACUUCGAGUUCAUGCAGGUGGAGAAGCCAUACGAAUCCUACAUCGGUGCCAAUGUCCGGCUCAGGUAUUUCCUUAAAGUGACGAUAGUGAGAAGGCUGUCGGACUUGAUCAAGGAGUAUGACCUCAUAGUACAUCAGCUGGCCUGCUACCCAGAUGUGAACAACUCCAUCAAAAUGGAAGUGGGGAUAGAAGACUGUCUACACAUAGAGUUUGAAUACAACAAGUCCAAGUACCACUUAAAAGAUGUUAUCGUGGGCAAAAUCUACUUUUUGUUAGUAAGAAUUAAAAUCCAGCACAUGGAGCUUCAACUAAUCAAAAAGGAGAUUACUGGCAUCGGACCUAGUACGACUACCGAGACUGAAACCAUUGCAAAGUAUGAGAUCAUGGAUGGAGCUCCAGUGAAAGGUGAAUCUAUUCCUAUCAGACUGUUUCUAGCAGGAUAUGACCUCACUCCCACAAUGAGAGAUGUGAACAAGAAGUUUUCUGUGCGCUACUUCCUCAACCUCGUUCUAGUGGAUGAAGAGGACAGGCGGUACUUCAAACAGCAGGAAAUUGUUCUGUGGAGAAAAGCACCCGAGAAGAUCAGAAAACGCACCAAUUUCCACCAACGCUACGAGUCCCCCGAGUCCCGGCCAACCCUCUCUGCUGAACAGCCUGAAAUGUGAAGAGCACACACAAGCAAACCGGCGGUGUGGAACAGAGAGCAGCCAAAUCACACAUUCUCACCAUCUUCGUCCAUCCACACGGCUGCGGUUACUCCACAUCCUUCAAGUCUGCAGACUUUCUCUCGCCAAAACACUGGAUCGUUCGGAAGCUACCAUUUUAUACUGCACAUUUUACCCUUUCGUUUAAUAACUUAAUGCACUUGGAUAUGCAAUGAGCUUCAAAGAAAAGAAAAAAGUCUGUUUAUAAAUAUUUCAAGAAUGUUCCCCGUGCAUGUAGGCUGGUUAAUGUACAUGGAUGAGAAGAUACAUGUGUUAUAUGUUGGUUACAGGUUUUCUGACAUACAUUGGGACGUGGCACAGCUGACCCCCAGGUGCUAUAAGAAUUUGCUGUAAGAUGUACAUGGUUUAAGUUGGAGUUUUUUUUUUUUUUUUCUCAAAACUUAUCUAGUGUUUCUUCUGUGGUUUACACCAUCAUUUGUUCCAUUUUACUAAUAUUUCACUUAAUGUAUGGAGCUUUUAAUGUAUUAAAAGCUCCAUUGAGUUAUAUUUACUUUUACUACUUUCUUUCUUAGACUAGAAAUGUAGAUGUUUAUGUUCAAAGUAGUGCUGUUACACGAGGCUAAGAAAUAUCCAGCGUUUUAUGGGCAGACCUUUGUGAAUUAAUUUAAAUAUCCUUUUUCAGCCCUUUAAAUAUUUGAUAACCUUUUUUUAGUAGAUCAUCUUGUAUCAUUGGUUCAACACAUGCACUGGUUGAUUUUUAUUUAAUAAAAAGACAAGGCCAUUUUAUCAAAACUGCAUAAUUUAGUGCCCCUAUUCUCUGUGAAAGUGUAACUAACAGUGUGGAAAGCUAACGGCACCAUUGUUAACAGUGACUGAAACACAACCCAGGCAGAUCUGCAUUUGUUUUAAGUCCUUUUUUUCCCCCCAUGUAAGGAAUGGAUGAAGGUUAUGCCAAAUAUGCUGGCGACUUGCUUGUACCCUCUUUUUACAUUUGCCUGAUUUAAACAGCAAAAAGAAAGUAUGUGAACAUUAAAGUUGUGUAUAUGCAGGCCUCAGACUAUUUAUCCAUCUACAAUAAACAUUUAAAAAUGUC
Molecule: messenger RNA, 2242 nt
Organism: Acipenser ruthenus (sterlet)
Lineage: Eukaryota; Metazoa; Chordata; Actinopteri; Acipenseriformes; Acipenseridae
Product: vacuolar protein sorting-associated protein 26A
Exons: 9
Coding region: 163-1149 (328 amino acids)
Biological process (GO): intracellular protein transport; retrograde transport, endosome to Golgi
Cellular component (GO): retromer complex; endosome
Source: RefSeq, a predicted model, not a curated record